Messenger RNA from Eurypyga helias (sunbittern), 1151 nucleotides. It is a transcript of the gene FARSB, whose product is annotated as phenylalanyl-tRNA synthetase, beta subunit. The transcript is spliced from 10 exons. Gene Ontology annotation, molecular function: magnesium ion binding; RNA binding; phenylalanine-tRNA ligase activity. The annotation marks the transcript as partial. Gene Ontology annotation, cellular component: cytoplasm; phenylalanine-tRNA ligase complex. Gene Ontology annotation, biological process: phenylalanyl-tRNA aminoacylation. The record is from RefSeq and is a predicted model, not a curated record. Lineage: Eukaryota; Metazoa; Chordata; Aves; Eurypygiformes; Eurypygidae.
GAGAUCAUACGAAAAUAAGCGUAAACACCAGAAAUGUGUUUAUUGAAUGUACAGGCACAGAUAUUACAAAGGCAAAAAUUGUCCUCGAUAUUAUGGUCACAAUGUUUAGUGAAUACUGUGAGAAGCCGUUCAGUGUUGAAGCAGCAGAAGUAGUUUAUCCAAAUGGGAAGACCCACAUCUAUCCGGAACUGGCCUACCGAAAAGAGAAGGUGAAACCUGAACUCAUUAACAAGAAAAUAGGAAUCAGUGAAACUCCUUCCAGCCUUGCAAAGCUGCUGACCAGGAUGUGUUUGAAGUCACACGUCGUAGGGAAUGGGAACAGUAUAGAGAUUGAAAUCCCUCCUACCAGAGCGGACAUUAUCCAUGCAUGUGAUAUCGUGGAAGAUGCAGCAAUAGCUUAUGGUUAUAACAACAUUCAGAUGACUAUUCCGAAAACGUACACCAUAGCUAAUCAACUCCCCCUCAAUAAGCUCACAGAACUUCUGAGACUGGACUUGGCAGCUGCUGGCUUCACUGAAGCGCUCACUUUUGCCCUGUGUUCUCAAGAAGACAUUGCUGAUAAACUUGGCAUGGAUAUCUCUGCCACAAAAGCAGUCCGCAUAGCGAACCCCAAAACUGCAGAAUUUCAGGUGGCGCGUACAACCCUCCUUCCUGGGCUCCUGAAAACUAUUGCUGCUAACCGAAAGAUGCCCCUGCCCCUCAAACUCUUCGAGAUUUCGGACGUCGUAGUAAAAGAUCCUGAUACAGAUGUAGGUGCAAGAAACUACAGGCAUUUCUGUGCAGUUUAUUACAACAAGAGCCCUGGGUUUGAGAUUAUCCAUGGUUUGCUGGACAGGGUCAUGCAGCUUCUUGAAGUACCACCAAAUGAAGAGAAUGGCUACACGAUCAAGGCAACUGAAGGCUCAGCUUUCUUUCCUGGUCGCUGCGCCGAGGUCUUCGCCAGAGGUCAAAGCAUUGGGAAACUCGGAGUCCUGCACCCCGAUGUUAUCACCAAGUUUGAGCUCACCAUGCCGUGCUCUGCCCUGGAGAUCAAUAUUGAGCCCUUCAUGUGAGGACGGGACUGCAGCCCCCCGCUGGCACACGCGGUACCCUCUGCUCCUUUGUCUUUCUCUGCGGGGAAAGUCCACUUACGCUUUUAUGUUCCAAUAAAC